Messenger RNA from Phyllopteryx taeniolatus (common seadragon), 814 nucleotides. RefSeq names its product migration and invasion enhancer 1-like. Gene Ontology annotation, biological process: positive regulation of filopodium assembly; negative regulation of apoptotic process. NCBI's taxonomy places the organism in Eukaryota, Metazoa, Chordata, Actinopteri, Syngnathiformes, Syngnathidae. The record is from RefSeq and is a predicted model, not a curated record. The transcript is spliced from 4 exons.
GACGUCACUCUAGCCCCGCCCCCUUAUGUCGAUUCCUUAUAAACAAGCUCAGCAGCUAAUCGAUUCACUUGUGCGAUAUUGUUUUACAACGGGUUCAUCUUCGCCGACAGCACCAGGAAGAAGAAAAAAAUGGGAGUAGUGACAAUACGAGUGGAAUACUGCGGCAACUGAGGCUACGAGCCCCGCUAUCUGGAGCUCGCCCGAGUCGUCAAGGGCGAGUUUCCCGAUGCGGACGUGUCGGGCUUCGUGGGCCGCAAAGCCAGCUUUGAGAUUGAGAUCAACGGGCAGCUGGUUUUCUCCAAGCUGGACCUCGGAGGAUUCCCUUACGAAGAUGAUGUGAUGGACAUCAUCCAGAAAGCUCAAGAUGGAAAACCUCUGAUGAAGAUCACCAAGAGCCGCUCGCCGUGCGUCAUUAUGUAGACAUACGUGUGCGGCCGGACUAGACCGGGCUUUCCCCUAAAGUUUUCUGCUUUAACAUUUUUUUUUUUUUUAAUGUGAUUAAUCCUUACAAAUUUGGACUGCGCAGCCAUUUUGUGGAAAGCCCGACUCCCCCUCUUUCGCUCUUGACACUGAACCGCGGGGCCGCUAAUGACUAGCGCUGCCGCAAAUAAGCCACGCGGCUGUGCUACGAUGACUUCCCAUGCCCGACGGUUAUGCAACUCGUCAGGAGCGGUCGACGAGGAGAAUGUGUUUUGUUUUAAUUGAAUGCGAGGUCAGUAAGAAGUCAUGAAUUUACUUUUUUCUUAUUAAAUAACGGUUUUCAGAUGCUGUGCUUGCAAUGACUAAAUGAAUAAACUCACUGGUUGCAAUAGUG